ACCGGCUCGGCCACCAUGCCGCCACAGAGUUCGCCGUGGCCGGAGCUGUGCAGGGACGUCCUCGAGCAGGUCUUCAUCCUCCUCCCUCCGCACGACCCCGGAUCCCUCAUCCGCGCCUCGCUCGUCUGCAGACCGUGGCGCGCCUUCCUCACCAGCCCCGGCUUCGCCCGCCGCUACCGCGAGUUCCACCGGACCCCGCCCCUGCUCGGCUUCUUCGAAAACCACGACACCGUCAUGCCGUGGUUCGCGCCCUCGUCCCCCUCCGCCUCCCCCUUCCCCCCGCUCUUCCCCGACCGCCGCAACCUCUACGUGCUCGACUCCCGCCACGCCCUCGUCCUCCUGAGAAACCCUAUUCGAACCGAUGUCGGUGACCACGCCGUCAGCCUCAUCGUCUGGGACCCCGUAGGCCGCCGCCAGUGGGAGUUCCCGCCUCCGGAUUUCGCCAGUACCGUGCUCUACGACGUGGGGGUGGUGGUCUGCGCCGCCGACCACUGCGACCACCUCGCCUGCCAUGGCAGCUCCUUCCUCGUGGGCUACGUGGGCACCGGCUACUCGAGCGCCUACGCCUCCGUCUUCUCUUCGGAGACGAAUAGCUGGAGCCCCACCGUCUCUUGUUCUCACCCUGAUAUCCAGAUCUUGAUAUGCCAGCCCAAGCCCCUUGUGGGGAAUGCAGCGUACUCCAUCUGCGUGUCCGAAGACGAGGAGUAUGACGAGGAGGAGACGGAUGAGGAUGAGGAUGUAGUUCUGCGGUUCGACCUGUUCAGCCGGGAACUAUCAAAGUUUGACGGGCCACCCAUCCAUCGCAACUCCCGCUAUGUUCUCAUGAAAACAGAGGAAGGCGUGCUGGGAUGCGCGACUAUGCAGGGAUCUCGUUCUCGGCUUCACCUGUGGUCGACGGAGACUGGUCCCGACGGAGCAGUGGCAUGGAUGCAACGCAGGGUCGUCGACCUCCACAAGCUGCUCCCUUCUAACACAUUCUUCUCUGUGAUUGGCUUUGAGGAUAGAGCUGGUGCCUUUUAUCUGAUGACCUAUGAUGGUGUCACCACGGUUGAUCUGAAGUCAGGCCGAGUCAAGAAGAUAUCCAUCGACAAUUCCAGUAUCGUUCCCUACAUAAGCUUCUAUACUCCAGAUCAAGCUGGGACAAUAAUGCAUCCAUCAACCCUGGCCUCCUCCUCAGAGAAUGUUGAGGUGGCCCAAGAUGAGUACCGCGAUCUGCUGCUCCUGCGCUCAAGCGGGCAGGUGGGCGACGUGGGGGAGUGCGGCGGAUGGGAGGAAGUGCGCGACAAGGAGAAUGAGGGUGAUGAGGAGAAAGGGGAACAGAUGGAGAAAGAUGUGCAGGAGCUUUGCACGUUUGGGUUCAAGGCCAUUGAGAAUAAGGACUUCUCGGGCGCUGUAGACUGCCAACGCAGGAUCCUCAAGACCAGGGUGGCACAUCAUGGUAAACUUUCUCCAAAGUGUUGCAGUGCAUAUUACAACUAUGGAUGUGCUUUGCUACGGAAAACUCAAUCAAUUCAAGAUCCAGAGGAUGAUCCAGAGAAUGAAUUUUGGCCAGAUUUGUAUCUGGCCUGGAAAAUGUUGCAUGUUGCAAGGGCAAUAUCUGAGAAGAGUCCUGGCAGCAAUAUGGAGAAGUAUAAAAUCUUUGCUGCUCUUGCUAAAGUCUCUGUGGAAAUAGACGACACCGAUUACUCGCUCAUUGCGUGCUUCAAAGCUUUGGCCAUGUUGGAGCAUUUGCUGGAGUGUGAUCAUCAUCAUAUUAUCAAUCUAAACUUACAGGUACGUUUUGCCUUCGAGUUGGAAUCCAUGAUUGGAGAUGCAAAGGCUAUUUCAUUGUUCAAGUCACGUAUAGAGAACUUGAAAAGGGCGAGUGAAGAUUUGUUGGCUGAUAAUGGUGAUGAUGCAUCAUUUACUGAAGUUGGCUCAGAAAAAUCCUUUCCAGCCAAGGAAAUACGGUUCCUUACUGACACAUUAUUGGGUGCAUUGGAGCACAAGCUUGAAGACCUGGAGCAAGCAAAUAUCAACCCCAGUUUCAGAGGCAAAUGCUGGAGCCGACCUUGAGGGCGGCUGCAGGCUGAAGCAUCGGACGAGCUAAGCUCAAGCAAAUCUCUGUAGAUGAUAGCAACGACAGCUUAGAUGUUGACAGAGAAAGCUCUGUAUCAGAGUAGAGUACAGUUCCGUUACCCCUAUUUGUUAGCAGCUUAUUCCUGGAGCCUUUUAGCUUGCGAUGUGGUCCCGUUUUAGUUAGACGUAAACAGCCGCAUGCCCCCUUUUGUUCUGCUUAAUGCCGACUAAGCUCUUCAGUUUCGGCAUGUAUGACUGGUUUCAGUAGUCAAAUUUCGUUUAGCUCAAGUCAAGGGCAAUGUUCCUGAUAUGGAUCUACUGCUUGUCUGUCUGCACCUUCCUGGAAAAGCCUGUUGAAACAUGGUACUUGCACAUUCCUUUGUAAAAUGCUGCUGGUAAAGAAUUUUAGAUGAGUAUUUUUUCGA
This is a messenger RNA of Hordeum vulgare subsp. vulgare (domesticated barley), 2483 nucleotides long. RefSeq lists its product as uncharacterized. Gene Ontology annotation, molecular function: protein binding. The transcript is spliced from 8 exons. Lineage: Eukaryota; Viridiplantae; Streptophyta; Magnoliopsida; Poales; Poaceae. The coding region runs from base 16 to 2055 and encodes 679 amino acids. The record is from RefSeq and is a predicted model, not a curated record.